Molecule: messenger RNA, 2246 nt
Organism: Lates calcarifer (barramundi perch)
Lineage: Eukaryota; Metazoa; Chordata; Actinopteri; Centropomidae
Gene: oxtrb
Product: oxytocin receptor b
Biological process (GO): regulation of systemic arterial blood pressure by vasopressin; G protein-coupled receptor signaling pathway; maternal process involved in parturition
Cellular component (GO): membrane
Molecular function (GO): vasopressin receptor activity; oxytocin receptor activity; peptide binding
Source: RefSeq, a predicted model, not a curated record
GGUUACUGACAUUGGUAGGAUACAGAGCUUCAGCAAACCAGACAUCCAACUGGAUGCAGCGAGUGAUGAGGACAUGCUCCGAGAUCCCAGAAUAACUGUGGAAAGAUUUCGUUUUAAAGGCUGAAGAGAAGAGACUUUUGGAUUCAUAAAACCAAAUUUAACGGGGUGAUCUGACAUUAGAUUGCACAGGACAGAUACAACCAUACACUGGACAGCCGUUCCGAAUCUGUGUUUGUGAUGUGACCGCUGGCUGCGCCGAAAGUGGCGCUUUUACGCACAAUGGAGGAGCUUUUACGCGUGCAGGACAGCUGGGCGCAGAAUGUUUCAUGGAGCAACUCAAGUCGUGGAAAUGAAAGCCAUUUAGGAAACAACACAGCGAAUCCACUGAAACGCAACGAAGAAGUGGCCAAAGUGGAAGUUACUGUCCUGGUCCUGGUGCUGCUGCUCGCCCUGACCGGUAACCUGUGCGUCCUGUGGGCUAUCCACACCACCAAGCACAGCCAGUCUCGGAUGUAUUACUUCAUGAAGCACCUGAGCAUCGCGGACCUCGUCGUUGCGGUCUUUCAAGUCUUACCGCAGCUCAUCUGGGACAUCACGUUUCGCUUCUACGGGCCGGAUUUGCUGUGCCGGUUGGUCAAGUACCUCCAGGUCGUGGGCAUGUUCGCGUCUACCUACAUGCUCGUGCUGAUGUCCGUCGACAGGUGCUUAGCAAUCUGCCAACCGCUUCGUUCGGUGCACAAGAGAAAGGAUCGCUUCUGCGUGAUCGCCUCUUGGAUGCUCAGCCUGGUGUUCAGCACCCCUCAAGCGUACAUAUUUUCUCUGAAGGAGGUGGGGAACGGUGUGUAUGACUGCUGGGGGGACUUUGUGCAGCCAUGGGGCGCCAAGGCAUACAUCACAUGGAUGAGUCUCAGCAUUUACAUUUUACCAGUGGCGAUUCUGAGCAUCUGCUAUGGUUUGAUAUGUUUUAAAAUCUGGCAGAAUUUCAAUUUAAAAACCAAAAGGGAGCACUUCCUGGCCCUCACACCGAGGGCCUCCAAAGGCGCGCACCCGCUUUCUCGUGUGAGCAGCGUGAGGCUCAUUUCAAAGGCAAAGAUCCGCACAGUGAAAAUGACAUUUGUGGUGGUCCUGGCCUACAUUGUGUGCUGGACUCCCUUCUUCUUCGUCCAGAUGUGGUCUGCAUGGGAUCCUGCUGCACCAAGAGAAGACAUGGCCUUCAUUAUCGCCAUGUUGUUGGCCAGUCUCAACAGCUGCUGCAACCCCUGGAUCUACAUGUUCUUUGCUGGCCACCUGUUCCACGACCUAAUGCAGUGCUUCUUCUGCUGCUGUAGACAGACGGACUCUUCCUGCAGCUGCGAUCGACAGCGCAGGCACAAGAGCAGCUCCUCCACUUUCGUCAUCAAGGACCCAGCAGCCAGCGGAGCCUCACACACACAUCCAGCACAGGGGGGCCAGGACACUGAAGAGCCAGCUGAAAGCCGUCCACGCUUCCUGUGGUCGAGAAGUCUGGCAAUCACGCAGUUCCCACUUUCAGGCAUUUUAAUCUUCUGCUGCGGCUCUGCGGUGGCCAUUGCAACAUGUUUGUUUUCAGAUGUUUUAAACUGAGCUAAAUAGACAAUGUAAACCUCCUGUCCAGACAAUACCCUGCACCCUGUGAUAACAGAGAGCAGAACAAAAUGUCAUUGUGUCCAAAAUGUGCUGUAGAGAGAGGCUUCUACAACAGCCACAUCUGGCAUCUGUUUAAAUCUCUAAGGAUGUGUUCCCUUGGCUUUCCCAAAACACCACUUUCCCUCUAGAUACCGUAUGCACCAUAGUCCUGCAUAUACUGCAUUUCUCUCUAUUAUAGGCUUUAGAAGUUCAAGAUCUAUCCUCUGCCUCUCUGUAUAAGCAACCACAAGCAUAUUCAAAGUUGUUUGUAUACUUCUGUCCUUAAGUCUUGAAUCUUAAAGUCUUGUUCCAACAGUUGUUGCCCUGACUUGGCCUUAAAGACAAGUAAUGAUCACAAUAAUUAUGUUAAUAUUGUGCAAGAAGAUUCUCUCUUAGAAAGCAAAGCAAAAUGCUUGACUGCAUUUUAAGAUAUGGUCGUUGCUGUGUGCAGUGAGCACUUAUUCAGCUACCGUAAUGAUUGUUUACCUUUUAAAGCAGCAUUACUUUGUGUCCAAGCAUUUUAAUAGUCACGUUGUUCUACUGUGUGAGUGGUUACAUCAAAAUAUUGAUAUGCAUGAAUGACUCAACGGUUAUUAAGAUAA